UUGGAGUAUUUGCAAACUCUCAAAUCCUAUUAGUCAAAAUAUACAACUAACGCCUCUAACAGCAAUUAUGUAAACUUUAGUGACAAGUGUACGUGAGUGUUGUAAGUGGUUAAAAUAUUAUAAUUUUACCAAGAACGUGUAGCGUCUUAGCGUCAUCAAGCACGCGGAGCUGAAAAAUACUAUCACGCAAGAUAUGCUUUAAAAACGGUCUCUAGAUACCAACGCAUAUUCCGGGAUCAGUAUCAGUUAUACUCGGCACACGGGGUCUAAUGAAUAAGGUUGUGUGAGUACUCCACUGCGGUCCCGAAGGUAGAUAAAAGCGAUCAAGUCGAGGCCGUGCCAGUGUGAAUUUACGGAAGGUCGACGAGGGUGGUGUAGUCGUGGUACUGUGUGGCCGAUUAUAUUCAGCUGGCCAGUAAAAAGGAAUAAAUACAUUGAAUUGACUUUAGUUCAUGUGUUCCAUCAACUGAAGAUGCUCAUCAAAGAAUUCCGUGUCACUCUGCCACUUACGGUUGAAGAGUAUCAAGUGGCUCAACUCUAUUCAGUAGCAGAAGCAAGUAAAAAUAACACAGGCGGUGGAGAAGGUAUUGAGGUACUAAAAAAUGAACCAUUCACGGAUCAUCCCCUCUUGGGAGGCAAAUACUCCUCAGGACAGUACACCUAUAAAAUUUACCAUCUAGCUAGUAAAGUACCAGCGUUUAUACGUUUGCUUUUACCAAAGAAUUCAUUAGAAAUCCAUGAAGAAGCAUGGAAUGCCUAUCCAUACUGCAAGACAGUUAUAACCAAUCCAGGUUACAUGAAGGAUAAUUUUAUUAUUAUGAUAGAAUCAUUUCAUAUUGGUGAUGUUGGCAAUCAACAUAAUGUUCAUGAAUUACCAGCUGAUAAGCUGAAAAUUCGAGAAGUUGUUCAUAUAGAUAUUGCCAAUGAUCCUAUUGCUAGUGCAGAUUACAAAGAAGAUGAAGAUCCAACUAAAUUUAAGUCACAGAAAACUGGUCGUGGUCCGCUGGUCGGCAAAGACUGGAAAAAUAAUGUGACACCAGUAAUGACGUGUUAUAAACUUGUUACAUGUGAAUUCAAGUGGUUUGGACUACAAACACGGGUUGAACAUUUUAUUCAGAAAGCUGAAAGGCGUCUUUUUACCAAUUUUCAUCGGCAAGUCUUUUGCUGGAUGGAUCGUUGGUAUGGACUUACAAUGGAAGACAUUCGAGCAAUCGAAGACAAUACAAAAGAAGAACUUGAUAGACAAAGACAUGAAGGAGAAGUACGAGGUAUGCGAGCCGAUGAAUGAACUUCUUUUCAAAGUGUCUGGCUAUUGUUAAAUAAAUUUCAAUCAAUUUUCCUUAAUAACAAUACUAGGCAAAUAUUCUAAAAUUAUAAAAGUAGGAGGAGAGAAAGAAAA
Messenger RNA from Chelonus insularis, 1399 nucleotides. It is a transcript of the gene vib, whose product is annotated as phosphatidylinositol transfer protein vib. The record is from RefSeq and is a predicted model, not a curated record. Gene Ontology annotation, biological process: phospholipid transport. Gene Ontology annotation, cellular component: cytoplasm. Gene Ontology annotation, molecular function: phosphatidylcholine binding; phosphatidylinositol binding; phosphatidylinositol transfer activity. The coding region runs from base 473 to 1288 and encodes 271 amino acids. The transcript has 8 exons. NCBI's taxonomy places the organism in Eukaryota, Metazoa, Arthropoda, Insecta, Hymenoptera, Braconidae.